AUGUCUUCAUCUAUACAUAUUCAUAUAGGAGGAGCAGGUGUAAUGAUUGGAGAUCUCUUAUGGAAAUUAUAUUAAAAAGAAUAAAAGGACACAAAGAAUCAACAUUAUAUAUAUUCAUAAUAAGAUGAUGAUUAUUAUCCUCGAGUUGUUUUUAUAGAUUUGGAUGAUCGAAUGAUUAAUGAGGUUAAAAAAAAUAAACAAAUUCAUUUUAAAAAAAGAUAAUUUAUUACUGGUAAAGAGGAUGCCUCUAAUAAUUAUUUUAGAGGUUAAAAUUUGGGUAGAAAUCUGAUAUAUGAUUGUUUAGAAUCUAUUCAAAAAGAAGUUGAAAAAAUAGAUUAUUUAGAUCAAUUUUUAAUAAUUUCAUCAAUAAGUGGAGGAACUGGAUCAGGAUUUACAUCAUUGCUUUUAGAAAAAUUAACAGAGGAUUAUGGUAAGAAAAUUCUAAAAAAUGCUUUUGUAUUGUAUCCUUCCUCAUUAAUAUCAAAUAACUUAAUCGAUAGUUAUAAUGCAGUCUUUUCAACUCAUAUGAUGACUGAAUAUUGUAAUUCUGUUGUUGCAUUUGAUAAUUAAUCCAUCUAUAAUGUAAUUGAUAAUUAGAUAGGAUUAGAUUAUGUAGAUUAUACUUUAUUAAAUAAUGUAAUUGCUUAAGUAAUUAGCAUGUACACAGGUAUAAGAAGACAUACAAAUACUUGUAAUGAUAUGAUUUUUUCAAAUAUGUGUCCAUAUCCUACACUUCAUUUCCUAAUCCCAUCAUAUGGAUUGUUAAGGUCUAUAAAUGAUGAUAUAAGAAAAGAAAAUGAAAAGGAACUAUUAAAACUCUUAAUAAAGAAAGAUUCAAAGUUAUUUUAAUGUUCAAUGAAUCCUUCUUAUUUAUCAACAACUCUUAUUUAUAGAUCCAAAAGAAUACAUAAUAUCUAUUUUAGACGAAAUGAAUAUGAGAUAUCAAAUAUUUAACAUUAGUUUAAUAAUAAUUCAAAUAUAUUCUUAUGUGAAUCCUCUAAUUAUUAAGUUUUAUCUGAAUUGGCAGAAUUAAAAUCAACAGCUGUAUUUUUAUCAAAUGAUGCAGCCAUAUACAAAGAACUUGAUAAUUUAGGUUCUAAAUUUGAUAGAUUAUAUGCAAAAAGAGCUUUUAUUCAUUGGUUUGUAAAUGAAGGAUUAGAAUCAGGAGAGCUUACUUCAGCAAGAGAAGAUUUAGCUGCUCUAAUAAAGGAUUAUUAAGACUUUGCUAAUCCUAUAGAUUAAGGUUAUUUUGAUGAAUUAAAUGGUUGA
Molecule: messenger RNA, 1269 nt
Organism: Paramecium pentaurelia
Lineage: Eukaryota; Ciliophora; Oligohymenophorea; Peniculida; Parameciidae
Source: the annotation of a GenBank genome assembly